ACUGUGUAGCUCUUUACAGUCAGGAGUGAACCUCCUUGCAAAGUUAAUAGUAAUUAGUAACAUUUGAAUGGCAGUGUUGGUGCAUAGCGGUGUGUUUAAUCGUAAUUUGCAAUUGUUUUUCUACCACUUUCAUUCUCAUUGGGGUUUGUUUCAGAGUUUUGUAGACAUAUGGAAUCCCGAAGGGGAUUAUGUGAAUUGUGUGGUGGAACUUUUAAGCACAGGAAGAGCUUAUACAGACAUAUAGUGAAAUUUCACAUGGAUGUAAAAAGAAAUCAGGGUAAAGAGACUUGUAACAUUUGUCACAGGAAUUUUUGGAAUGUGGCAGCACGAGAUCGCCACUUCAGGACGCACAAUACAUCAUUCGGAAAGGUGUCGUGCACAGAAUGCAAUGAUUUUAAAUGCCGUUUCAUGCGAGACUUAAGAAGCCAUCUAGAAUGUCAGCAUGGAAUUAAGAUUGAAAGAGAAGAAAUGGAGUUUGAUUCCAUGGAACAGUUCCUUCAGUGGAAAGAAAAGAUGGAAGGUGAAAAAAGAGUUUCAUUCAUAAAGCAACGUGGUGGUACACUAAACACGCAGAAGUCUAAAAUUUAUUAUUUAUGCCACCGUUCAGGAAAUUUCAAAACAGUGGGUUUGGGGCAAAGGUUGGCUGGUCCCUCGGUCAAAAUUGGUCGCACAUGUCCUGCCUCUUUGAUAGCGACGAAGAUGCCAUCAGGCAAAGUCAGUGUCCAGUUCUAUGCCACACACACAGGCCACAGCUUCUCUAUGGGUUCUCUGCAUCUCACUCCUGCAGACAGAGCAAUGGUUGCUGACUUAAUUGCAAGUGGUCUAUCAGAUGCUGAAAUUUUAAAGAAAAUAAGAGAUGGUGCACAUGAAAGCAGUUUAAAAAGGGUACACAUGUUAAAAAGGAAAGACAUUUAUAAUAUCAAAAAACAAUAUAAAUUGGACAUUCCUUUAGAUAAGAAUGUAGCAGUUAAUGUGAAACAGGAGUCAUCGGUUGUCAACACUGAUAACUUGCAAGCUGCAGCACAGGACAGGUGUGAGCUGUUAAAAGAAAUGAUGGCAAGUGUUGACGAUGAAAAUAUUAGUCAGUAUAUCGAGUCACUGGACAGACUAAUAGAGGAAGCCAGUGUAACUGUUGCAUCACAGGAAGAGGACUCUAUUGGCAGACAAGAAUAUAUUGAUCCUAAACAUGGCCAUGUAAUGGCAAUCAUUUAUAUUUAAUGCUUUUGUUGGAAUGUUAAUAGUACAUGUAUUUGAAAGGAA
This is a messenger RNA of Schistocerca piceifrons (Central American locust), 1260 nucleotides long. RefSeq lists its product as uncharacterized. The record is from RefSeq and is a predicted model, not a curated record. The transcript has 3 exons. Lineage: Eukaryota; Metazoa; Arthropoda; Insecta; Orthoptera; Acrididae. Bases 169 to 1218 code for a protein of 349 amino acids.